CUUAGCCUUCGCCGCCCAAGAUAUGCCAUCGUUUGGAUCUAGGAACGGGGGGGGAGGGACAAGUCCACGGCGAAAGGGGCCUGGGACCGGGAACCGGGAAACGUGAACAGACGAGUAUAAGUAUCGAGGGCCGCCGUCGACAUGGCGAUUCAGAUUUCCUUCCAUCAGCACAGCAAUCUUCCCAGCUUUUCCCCAGGCAACUCAUCUCUCGGGUCUCAAUAACCUCGAUUCUUCGAUCUUCACUCACCAGCCAAAAUGCGCGCCGCCGCUCUCGUCCUCCCCGCCCUUGUGGCCGCCAGCCCCGUCGCUCAGGUCGUGGGUAACGAUGGCUGGGCCGAUGCUCCGGACCCGAAGCAGAUCCAGAUCGUCGAAGCCAGCUUCUCCGGCAGCGGCUGCCCGCAAGGCACCGUGUCGACUAGCAUCUCGCCCGACAAGACGGUCAUCACCUUUGGUUUCGAUGCCUUCCAGACCGAAAUUGGGCCCGGCACCAAGAUGACCGACCGCACCAAGAAUUGCCAGCUCCACUUGAACCUGAAGUACCCCGGCGGCUUCCAAUUCGCCGUUGUGGAGAGCACGUACCACGGCUACGCGCAGCUGGAGACGGGCGUCACGGGCAACUUCUACAGCACCUACUACUUCAGCCAGGACGCGCAGGCGACGACGACGACACAGACGUCCAUCACGGGCGGCGGCAUCUGGGCCGAAGGCCAGGUGUACACCAAGGCCGACAAGAUCCCCACGGCCAGCUACAUCUACUCGCCGUGCGGCGCCAGCGGCAUCCUCAACAUCAACAACCGCAUUGCCUUGACCAGCACCAACAGCAGCGCCUCGGGCUUCAUCACCGACGACGACGCCACCGUCGCUUUCACCCAGCAGCUCAACAUCGCCUGGCGCAGCUGCAAGAAAUAAACAGCCUGACCCCGGGCCUCCUGUCUGCUGUCAGCAUGGCUGUGAUACUGAAGAGAGGGAGUGUGUGAAGGGAGGAAAAAAACGGGAAAAGCAUGACAACGGUUUUUUGCAUCCUC
This is a messenger RNA of Canariomyces notabilis, 1025 nucleotides long. RefSeq lists its product as uncharacterized. Lineage: Eukaryota; Fungi; Ascomycota; Sordariomycetes; Sordariales; Chaetomiaceae. The transcript is spliced from 3 exons. The record is from RefSeq and is a predicted model, not a curated record. The coding region runs from base 256 to 909 and encodes 217 amino acids.